UACAAGUGUUAUUUGUCUUCCAAAGUACUGAUUCUGCUACUAGGAGUCGCAAGUGGAUGGAACUAUCGGCUAGAACUCGAAAAUGAAGAAAUAUUUACCACAUGCAAAGAACAAUCAGCAAACUUCAAGGAUAUGACAGACUUGUUCGAUUUUUCGCAAGUAACGCUACAAGAGAUUGGUGAUAAAGUACAAGUAUCAGGAAAUGCUACGUCUAAAUGGAAUUAUGAUCCAACCGAUCAUCUUGAAGCUUCAGUAACGGUGUUGUAUUUUUAUCGUCGAGAAUGGGUGAAUACCUUGAUAAGCAUGGUAUUUAAAGACUUCUGUAAUGUCAUUUAUGAUGAAAAACAGGAAGUUUACAGGAUUUGGUCCAAGUAUAGGAAGGAUAAAUGUCUUUUAAAUGGUACAAAAUUUAUUUAUGAAACAUUUACAGUAGAUAUGAUGCUUAAGGUACCAAUGAUUGGUCCUGAAGGACGACAUAAGGUGAUAAUCAUGGUAAAAGCUAUUGAUAUAAAUCAAAUGGUGCGCAAUCCAAUCUUUUGCACCGAAAUUAUAGGUGAGGUAAUUAGAGUUUAAUUGUAUGUGGCAGAAAAUAAAAUUAAAUAAAUAAUAGCUGGGAAUCAAGCUGGUUUGUAAUACGAGUACAACAAGAACGCAAAAACUAUAA
This is a messenger RNA of Drosophila albomicans, 664 nucleotides long. RefSeq lists its product as uncharacterized. The record is from RefSeq and is a predicted model, not a curated record. The coding region runs from base 133 to 573 and encodes 146 amino acids. NCBI's taxonomy places the organism in Eukaryota, Metazoa, Arthropoda, Insecta, Diptera, Drosophilidae. The transcript is spliced from 3 exons.